Messenger RNA from Solanum tuberosum (potato), 1038 nucleotides. Its product is annotated as rac-like GTP-binding protein ARAC7. Bases 97 to 732 code for a protein of 211 amino acids. The transcript is spliced from 8 exons. The record is from RefSeq and is a predicted model, not a curated record. Gene Ontology annotation, biological process: small GTPase-mediated signal transduction. Gene Ontology annotation, molecular function: GTP binding; GTPase activity. Lineage: Eukaryota; Viridiplantae; Streptophyta; Magnoliopsida; Solanales; Solanaceae.
AGUAAAAACAUCUAUAGUAGUACUUUUGUUUUUUCUUCCUUUCUUGAAAUCCUUCUUUAGAAAAGACUUAAUUUUUUUCAAUUUUUUUUUUUGAAUAUGAAUGUUUCAAAGUUCAUCAAAUGUGUGACUGUAGGUGAUGGAGCUGUUGGAAAGACAUGUAUGUUAAUUUGUUACACAAGUAACAGAUUUCCCACUGAUUAUAUUCCUACUGUGUUUGAUAAUUUCAGUGCUAAUGUGUCUAUGGAUGGAAGAAUUGUCAAUUUGGGAUUAUGGGACACUGCAGGUCAAGAAGAUUAUAGCAGAUUAAGGCCAUUAAGCUAUAGAUGUGCUGAUGUAUUUGUAUUAGCUUUCUCUUUAAUCAGUAGAGCAAGCUAUGAAAAUGUUCUAAAAAAGUGGAUGCCUGAACUUCGUCGUUUUGCACCUGAUGUUCCAAUUGUACUUGUUGGAACAAAGUUAGAUCUUCGAGAUGACAACGGACAUCUAGCUGAUCAUAUGGGUUCAAAUAUCAUUACACCUGCCCAAGGUGAGGAGCUAAGGAAACAAAUCGGUGCUGCAGCUUAUGUAGAAUGCAGCUCUAAAACACAACAGAAUGUGAAAGCUGUUUUCGAUACUGCAAUCAAGGUUGUGCUUCAACCUCCUAGGAGGCUGGAGGUUUCAAGUAAGAAAAGGCACAGAAGCACAGGCUGCUCAAUUGUCAGGGGGAUCGUAUGUGGAGGUUGUGAUGCUGUUUAGCAAAACGUUAGGUGGAUUUCGUGUUAUAUUAUUUCAUAAGAUUAUUAAAACGAGCUUGGGACUGAGGCGUAGUUGGUUGAUGCAAGUUGUUGGUGGUGGUGGCAUCAGAAGGAAAUUAGCAUUUUCUACUUGAUGAUUUGAAAUAUCUUUAUAUGGCUUAGGCAAAGUUGUUCUUCAUAUAGCAUCUGUUUUGUACCAUAAACUAGAUGUAUAAAAGCACAGGGAAUUUGUUGAUUCCCUCAUUGAUAUGUGUAUGAUAAUUUAUGUUGCUCGGAUUCAUUCAAAAAUAUUGUCAGUUUUGUUUCA